Anguilla rostrata (American eel) is the source of this 3659-nucleotide messenger RNA. RefSeq names its product proline dehydrogenase 2 (gene prodh2). Gene Ontology annotation, molecular function: FAD binding; proline dehydrogenase activity. The transcript is spliced from 11 exons. The record is from RefSeq and is a predicted model, not a curated record. NCBI's taxonomy places the organism in Eukaryota, Metazoa, Chordata, Actinopteri, Anguilliformes, Anguillidae. The coding region runs from base 356 to 1774 and encodes 472 amino acids. Gene Ontology annotation, cellular component: mitochondrion.
ACCUCUGGGUGCUCCUCCUCUUUAUUCUUCUGGUUUGUCUUUCCAUAAUUCAUUCACUGGCGCCACUCUUUUUGGACCCACCGUAAGGAUUGCCUCAGUUAAAAUUUUGAAUAUUAACAGGCCAUUCAGAGCAUUGGGAGACACUGAGACUGACAUUGCUGCAGUGUGUGUGAAACGGUUUGCUGUAUAUUACAUAAACGUAUGUGUAACAUAUAAUGUAGCAAGCUGAAAAAGCUACCGAGGACUCAAGACAAUUACAAAAGGUGGAAUAAGUGACCCAUAGUUUACAAUAUAGGGAACUAUUAAAAGUACCAACAGACACAGUUUACCAUCAAUUCAGUCUUAGAUAGUAUACAUGGCAUCUGUGAGGUCACUUCUUAUUCGCCCAUCAUUCCAUCACUUACUGUCAGUCCGUCUCCUGGGAACAGCUGCUCCCAGAACACUAAAUGGAAAGCGCCUUGCAGUUUGCCCUUUCCCGGGUGGCAGUGCCCGCCCAGCAGCCCUGAGCUUUGAGGAUUCCAGUGCCUUCCAUGUGAAGAGCCUUCGAGAGCUGGUUCGAGCUUUGGGAGUGUUCAAAUUCUGCUCAUUCCCUAUCCUGGUCAACAACAGUGGAAAGCUUAUGUCUCUUGCUCGCUCUCUCCUGGGUAAGAGAGGUUUCUCGCUGAUUCUCCGGCCCACAGUCUAUGCCCAGUUUGUUGCUGGGGAGACUGAAGGGGAGAUUGCUGUUGCCAUGGAGAAAAUGAGCUCAUUGGGACUGCGCCCUAUGCUGGCUGUGCCUAUUGAGGAGGACCUUGGAGAAAGCACAGGGGAGCGUCGCUACAAUGACAACCUUGAGGCCAUGUUAGAAUGUGUGCGAUUAUCCAGUAGCAAUGCUUUGACUACAGAUCCCAUGAUGCAACUGAAGAUAACUGCACUACUAAGCCCAGAGCUUUGUGUCAAACUGACAUCCCUUCUGUCAGAAGAACAGUAUGAUCUAGAUCUUCUGGUCAGCGCCAUGGAUGGAGAGCUUAUCAACUUCUCCGGUUUAACAGAGAGUGAAAAUACGCACUUUCUCUGUGGCCUCCAGAGACUGAACAAAGUGGGAGAGGCAAGUGUCAUGAAGGUACGGGUUUUGGUUGAUGCAGAAUACACCUACAUGAACCCUGCCCUCGCCCUCAUAACCAUGGCAAUGAUGAAGAAGUUCAAUCAGAAGGAAGCCUGGAUCUGGAACACCUAUCAGUGCUACUUGAAGGAAUCAACAUCUUGCUUGCUUGAUGCGAUCAAUCAGUCUGUCAAUCAGUCCUUCUGUCUGGGGGUGAAACUUGUGCGAGGGGCUUACAUGGACAAAGAGAGGAAACUGGCCAAUCAAGAGAGUAGGCCAGAUCCCAUUCAACAGUCAUGGGAGCACACCAAUGACAGUUAUAACGGCUCUCUGGACAUCUUAUUGGACCUGAUAUCCCAGCAUCCCCAGCGUUUUCGACUCAUUGUGGCAACGCACAAUGAGGAGUCAGUCAGACAUGCAGUUUCACGGAUGGCAGAGUUGGGCAUAGACAAGCAAGCUGGCUCAGUGUGUUUUGGACAGUUGCUGGGGAUGUGUGACCAUGUCUCUCUUACACUGGCCCAGCAGGGUUACUUGAUAUACAAGUCUAUGCCUUAUGGCUCAGUGGACGACACGCUGCCCUACCUGGUGCGCCGCGCCCAGGAAAACCGCACCGUGCUGCAGGGCAUCCGCAAGGAGCGUGACCUCCUGAGACAGGAGCUGAGGAGGAGACUGAGACUGACUGGAGGCAGAUAGAGGGAGGAGUGCAGGGAAAGGUGGAGAGACAGGGGCUGUCCGAAUAGGACAAAUCAGCAUCAGAGAGCUGGAAGUCAGCGUGAGCAUGGAAGAAAUCUCGUAAAGUGCCGAAUUAAAGACAGGGAAAGUUCAGAUAAAUUAUAUUAUAAUCAUGGGAUUGAAGGCAAUGUACAGGGAUAAGAGUUGGGUUGGAAGGAUGAUUUACGUAUCAUUAGUAUUUUUAAUUCAAUAAACUGUCAAAUGAGAAUUUAACUUUUUUUUGGAAACAAUUUUUCAUUUGCCUUUGUUUUAGAACUUAAGAGGAAUAUAUAUAAUUAUUUCUGUUUUAUUGCUCAUCUGGUAAAUAAAACACAACAAAAGUUAAAACAUAUUACUAAAGAAUUCACAGAUUCAUGUUUGCAUUCAUGAAUUGUAAUCUCAAACAGAUGUAUUGCAUUUUUUCUUUUCAGAAGAAGUCACAGUUUUCCAACCCAUUCUGUCUUCUCUUAAGAAUGUUUGAAACCAAAUGGAAAGAGGGGGAGUGCAAGAAGGGUCAUUAUCACCUUGUUACUAAUUACCAUCCCUCUCCCACUCCAACAAUGCUUCUCAGCACUAAACUGAGAACAAAUGUGUUUUUUAUUUUUUCUCUUUAUUUUCUUUAGAUGGACCGGUGUCACAGAAUAUACAUACUAAAAGACAAUUUCAGACACAUUAGAGUGGGCAGACAAUGUAAAAAUAAGACUGAGACUGCGAUUAAAAGGGUCUUAUUGAAAAAACAAUAUAAAUUGAGAAAAUUGUGAGUUUCCAUACCUUUUUCAGCUUAGUUCUCAGUGUCUGCUUUUCCCCCUGCACAGAUAAAAAGGUUAAUGAAUAUGGAAAAUGUAAGCAUUUUAUUAUGACUGAUUUAACUCAUGACAGCUCCUAAAUGUUAAUUUUAAAAUAAGUUCAGGUCAACCACUGUUUAAGUAAGAAGUGCUCUAUAUUUGGUAGUGUUGAGUGUAAACAUAUGAAGGUGUGUAAGUCUAAUCACUGCAAAGCGAGGGACUGAAAAAAGUCGCAUAUCUGAGUUGAAGCUGGUACAGACUGGCCAGAAAACUGGUGGUCAAGAAAAUCUGCCAAUUCACUAAGCAAAGGCCUCACAUAUGGGAUUUAGCCAGGAGCUCUUCCUCUGAGUCUGUCUUCAUUCAGAAAUUUGGUCAGCCAUUAGCAAUCAACCUUUAACCAGUGAGCCAAACAGCCGCUGCACUGGGUGAACCAUUUGAGCCUUGCAUGGCAAGUUUACACAGCAGCAGCAGCAGCACUGACAGUGUUCUCAGCUUUCAGUAAUAAAACCAGGAAGCAAGCGUAAACUAUCCUGCAGAAGCAAAUGAAAAUUGGAACUAGAAGUUGGAACACACACACAAGCACAUGAUUAGCCAAAAAUAUAAAAAAGUUAUGGUAUAUUAUAGGGUUACAUGGAACUGUAACACUAAAAUGUGUAUUACAUCUAGUACCACUUUUUGCCUUCUUUGCUCUUGUCAUUACAUUUGCUGUUUUGGAGUGCUAAUUUCUGAUUGCUUUUCACUGAUUUUCAAAUGUUCACUGCAUUUUUCCUCAUAGACAGCUGAUUUUGUUCUUCUUGUGGGUUCAGAGAUGGGGUAGUAAUGUGUAUGUAUGUACUGCUGUAUCUAACGGUAUAUAAUGGUAAUUAUCUGCAGGGAUUGCUAGCCUUAGCUCACUGAUGGUUGUGUGUGGGGUACUGAAGAGAAGAACAUGAAGAAGCAAUGCAUGUGAAAUGUCUAAUGUACACUGACAUUUAAAAUUUCACAUUUUAAAUUAUUUUUAAAUAAGAAUAUCCUAAAUGUUUUCCGUAGUAUUUUCUACACACAAAGAAAAAAUGACGAAAUAAAAUUAUAGAAAAAGGUAA